AUGUCUGAGGUGAGCGACCCAUACGACUCAUGGGAUUCUAUAUCACGGGUCAACUUCACGCGUAGAAAUGGUGUCAAUGUACCGGGAAUACGCAUGGUUGAUGCGGCAGAGGGGUUGCUUGUUUUGGAGUGGAUUGAUGCAAAAAGUGUGCGGUCCUUGUUGGGCGGUGGUGCCGAAGGGGGGGAAGAAUCUUCUCCUGAAGUCUCUUCCCUUGAAGACAUUUCUCCUGAUCAGGUUCAAGAUGAGCCAGAAGAUAUACUUCUAGAGAGCUGUGGCGUAAGACAGGCAGAUGAUGUUAUGUCCAUGAUCGGCGCAGAGAUCGCCAAAAUGCAUCAGGCCGAUAUCAUUCAUGGAGAUCUUACGACCUCAAAUAUGCUGCUACGGGGUCCCUCAUCGCAGAAAAACCUACAGCUGGUAUACAUGUCUCUCCAUGUCUGUUCUCCGUAUACCUCAACAUUGACCGAAGAUAAGGCUGUCGACCUUUAUGUUUUGGAGCGCGCUUUCUCUUCCACCCAUCCUGCCUCAGAGCCGCUGUUUGCUUUAGUACUCAAAGCAUACCAAGACAAGAUGGGUCGGGAGUGGACGGCUAUAUCGAAAAGACUAGAUGAUGUACGAUUACGGGGACGAAAGCGUAGCAUGGUUGGAUGA
Messenger RNA from Fibroporia radiculosa, 648 nucleotides. RefSeq lists its product as uncharacterized. The coding region runs from base 1 to 648 and encodes 215 amino acids. The transcript has 4 exons. The record is from RefSeq and is a predicted model, not a curated record. Gene Ontology annotation, biological process: protein phosphorylation. NCBI's taxonomy places the organism in Eukaryota, Fungi, Basidiomycota, Agaricomycetes, Polyporales, Fibroporiaceae. Gene Ontology annotation, cellular component: nucleus; EKC/KEOPS complex; cytosol. Gene Ontology annotation, molecular function: protein serine/threonine kinase activity.